CUUGAGGCUGCGGACUGAGAAUCGGGCAUAUUUACUUCUCUUGAACACUUAUCAUUAUUGUUCAUGACGUUGGAGCUUUCAGAGAUGGACGACUAUCGAUAAACUGCUCACCUGCAAACGAAUACGGUGGCGGAUCAACUAUUUAUGUGACGACAAUGACAAAAAAGCUAUGGGAUAUAUACGGGAUCAGAAGUCUACUACUAUUGAGUCUUGGAGCACAAGCCAUUCUUACCAUCUUCGGCAAUCGUAGAAGGUACCGUUUAAGAUAUCUGACCCGAUUUUUCCUUUGGUUGUCCUACUUGACGGCAAGUCCCGUGGUAACAUUGGCAUUGGGCAAGCUUUUACGAAUGUAUCCUGGGGCUUUAGAUGAGAAAGGAGAUCAGCUAGAGCAUAUUGUAUCCUUUUACCAAUAUCUCUACUACGCAGAUUGGUUGACACCAUUCCUUUUGCUGCAAAUUGGUAGCCCUAAUGUUAUUUCUUACUCCGUUGAGGAUAAUAAGUUAAAGUUUAGGCAACUUAUUGGGCUAACCACCCAGGUCGCCAUUUCACUUUGGAUCUUUUCUAAAUCACUUAGAUAUUGGACUGCCAUAUUCAGUGUACUUUUGUAUGUAGCUGGAAUAGUUAAACUUGCAGAGAGACUCCGAGCUCUCUGGUCAAUAAGUAUUACCGAAAAUGUCGUGAUAGCUAGUUUUGCAAAAAAUGAUAUUCGAACAGAAGAAACCUCACUUGAGUCUAGCUCAUUUUCCAAUUAUUCUCAUGAUCUGUUUCUGCUUGUGAAGGCUUAUCAACGCUUUGAUCGAUUAAAGCCUUAUCUUGAGAAUUGGCUAGGCCAUCCUUCAUCAGUUUAUCUUUCUUCGAUGAGUGUAGAAGACUGUCCUCCUAAGGAUGUUUUUAGAAUCACAGAAUUUGAGCUUAGCUUUAUGUAUGAUGUGCUCUACACGAAGGCGUCCAUUGGCUAUUCCAACAAAAGUUUAUGGGGUCGCAUCAUUUUCUUUCUUGCUCUAGCUUUGCUUUUGGUGAUAUUAACUAUAUUUUGGUUUGUUGGGUCAGAUUCUCCAGAUGUAGAUGGCAUAAUUCUCUUACUUUUUUUAUUAGGAGCAACUGUACUUGAAAUUUAUGAGAUGAAGGAGUUUUUGUUCUCAGAUUGGGUAGUACUUCAAAUGAGGAAACAAAAUAGGAGCACAUUCAUCAGCAGAUUCAUAUCGAGAAUUGCUCCAAAAAUUCCAAGAAAGAAUCAUAGGUGGUCUCAUUGCAUAGAUCAAUUCAACUUACUAAGCUAUUGUCUCUAUGAAGAUACUACAAAGCUUGGCGGGUUGAUUAGAAGAAUUUUCAAGGUCAAGGGCUACUACAAGGAGUACAUGAAGUAUUGUGUCAAGAAACACAAUCCAGUCCCUGAAGAGUUGAAGAAGCUGAUACUGGAACAAAUUCUGGAGGGUGCUUGUGCUCAAGUCGAUGAAUUUUUUAAGGCAAAACAAUCAAAGGAUGAAGCGACAUUCUGCGGGAAAUUACUAGUUGAAACUUAUUUCCAAGGAAUUCCCAAUAACAAUGUGUUUACAUCAGAUUGGAAUGUAUUGCUUCAGGUGCAAAAAUUGGCAAAAAUAUUGCAAGAGAGGGACGACAAAUGGAGUAUUAUAAGUAGUGUCUGGGUGGAAAUGUUGUUUUAUACUGCGAUUAAUUGUCCUUGGACUCUCCAUGCAGAGCAACUUAGGAAAGGUGGAGAAUUGCUCACUCAUAUUUGGCUUCUGCUUGAGCAUGAGAAAGAUCAGCCCCAUGACUUGUCCCUUGAAUUGUAAUAUGUGGUUUAAGAGAGUUGUAUGUCAACAUUUUAUUAUGUGCAUGAGUAUGGUGUUAGAGU
This is a messenger RNA of Mangifera indica (mango), 1855 nucleotides long. RefSeq lists its product as uncharacterized. Lineage: Eukaryota; Viridiplantae; Streptophyta; Magnoliopsida; Sapindales; Anacardiaceae. Bases 156 to 1793 code for a protein of 545 amino acids. The record is from RefSeq and is a predicted model, not a curated record. The transcript has 2 exons.